UAGGCUAUGGAGUAGAAACAGAUAAACGGUUCAUUUAUUGACAACUCUCAUAAUAACAGUGGGCUAUGCCACAUGUAGGCAAUCAUUGGAGACUUAGACAGUGGACAAUUACCUUGGAGAACUACUUUUAGAAUAGAAUGGAAUAGAAAUAUUAUCCUAAAAGACUCCAUUUCGGCAGUUGUUUGCAGGUCUGCAUAGCGUUAUGGUGCCAUAACUGUUUUACAGACUGCUGACACAGCUAUGCAAUCAACUCAGACUACCUCGAUUCACUACACCAUGCACGACUCAAAGGAAUCUCAAAUCUUACCCAUUUCAAGGGCUACAGGAUGCAACUUCUUCCCUAACCAACCAACCGGACACUGCUCGGAUCCACCGCAUGGCCAGCUGAAGUUUGACUCUCAUUCUUUUCUGGAAUAUAAUGGGAAUAACGGUCUCUACAGUGCCGGGAUGUAUGAGUUUGGGUUCCCCACCUCUUACGGUUGUUACGGAUCUUAUAUGGGCUCUUCACCUCUCACCACGGACACAGAGAAAGAGGAGAAGGAGCCAGAAGUCCGAAUGGUAAAGGGAAAACAAAAGAAAGUCCGGAAGCCCAGAACCAUCUACUCCAGCCUGCAGCUGUGCGCGCUCCAGUGCAGGUUCCGAACGAGGCAGUAUCUGGCUCUACCUGAGCGUGCGGAGCUGGCCGCUUCACUGGGACUCACACAGACACAGGUGAAGAUUUGGUUCCAGAACCGUCGCUCAAAGUUGAAGAAGCUAUGUAGAAACGGCCAGAUGCCACUGGAACAGCCGGAGACCCUGUGUGACUCCCCUAGGUCCAGCAGCUCUCCUCAGGCUACAACGGUGCACUGGGCCCCCCAUGGGAUUACCGAGACAGGAGGCUCAAGCAAUGAGCAGAACUGUAUCCCUCCAAGCAACCCAUCCUUUUACAGUAACUACUCUUGGUACUCAGCAACAGACUCUGUGGCACUCUCCCAGCAGAGUCCAGUACUAUAUCAGCCUCAGAAUCCUUCAGUUGAUGUGGGUUCAAUUUAUUGA
This is a messenger RNA of Oncorhynchus tshawytscha (Chinook salmon), 1035 nucleotides long. Its product is annotated as homeobox protein Dlx2b-like. Bases 241 to 1035 code for a protein of 264 amino acids. The transcript has 3 exons. Gene Ontology annotation, biological process: embryo development; regulation of transcription by RNA polymerase II; cell differentiation. Gene Ontology annotation, molecular function: RNA polymerase II cis-regulatory region sequence-specific DNA binding; DNA-binding transcription factor activity, RNA polymerase II-specific. The record is from RefSeq and is a predicted model, not a curated record. Lineage: Eukaryota; Metazoa; Chordata; Actinopteri; Salmoniformes; Salmonidae.